CUGCCUUUGACAAUACCGGUCUGACGUUUAUUAUUAAGUGAUUGUUAUUUGGACGAAAUCGAAAUCAGUUGAAUUCUGUAAAAAAUGGAGGAUGUUCUGACAGAAAUUGUGUCUUCAGAGGACUUAAAGAAAUUCGAGAAGAUCUAUCAUGAUCAGCUGUACGAGAACAAUGUGACACCAAAGGCUCAGUUCGAGUACGCCUGGUGUCUGGUCAGAAGCAGAUACAAUGCUGACAUCAAGAAGGGUAUCAUCUUAUUGGAAGAGCUGUACAGAUCACAUGAAGAAGGUCAGCGUGACUACUUGUAUUACCUAUCGAUUGGUAAUGCCAGAUUGAAAGACUACAGGACUGCACUGAGGUUCAUCUCCUCGUUUCUGUCAAUUGAGCCUGGCAAUCAGCAGGUCUUGUCUUUGGAAACAGCAGUUAAGAAGAAAAUGGAGAAAGAGGGUUACAAGGGUAUGGCCAUCACCAGUGGAGCUGUUCUUGCAGUUGGAGCAAUUGUGGGACUUGUGCUGGCUGCAAGGAAAUGAUCCACAAUCAAGUUGUAACAUAGCUUCUCCUAUUUUUUUUUCUUCAAGAUUUUCAUAAUAUUAUUAAAUGUAAUAUACAAAGAUCUAUACGGAUGGAAAUCUUGUAAUGAAUGUUGAUAAAGACAUAUGAGAGUCACAUA
This is a messenger RNA of Nicrophorus vespilloides, 668 nucleotides long. RefSeq names its product mitochondrial fission 1 protein (gene Fis1). Gene Ontology annotation, molecular function: protein binding. The transcript is spliced from 2 exons. Bases 85 to 528 code for a protein of 147 amino acids. Gene Ontology annotation, cellular component: mitochondrial outer membrane; peroxisomal membrane. Lineage: Eukaryota; Metazoa; Arthropoda; Insecta; Coleoptera; Silphidae. The record is from RefSeq and is a predicted model, not a curated record. Gene Ontology annotation, biological process: peroxisome fission; mitochondrial fission; autophagy of mitochondrion.